This is a messenger RNA of Dictyostelium discoideum AX4, 1515 nucleotides long. Its product is annotated as tRNA pseudouridine synthase. The record is from RefSeq and is a predicted model, not a curated record. Gene Ontology annotation, biological process: tRNA pseudouridine synthesis; RNA modification; pseudouridine synthesis. NCBI's taxonomy places the organism in Eukaryota, Evosea, Eumycetozoa, Dictyosteliales, Dictyosteliaceae. The transcript has a single exon. Gene Ontology annotation, molecular function: pseudouridine synthase activity; RNA binding. The coding region runs from base 1 to 1515 and encodes 504 amino acids.
AUGGAUGAUCAAGAUAUAUUUUCAAAAAGAGGAUCAUAUAGACAAGAAAUAAUUAAAAAUGAAAAUGAUAAAAAGUAUUUUAAUAAAGUAACUAAUAAUAUUAAUGAAAAUGAAAAUGAAAAUGAAGAAAAAAUUAAAAGAUUUAAACAAGAUAAUAAAAUUAAAACCAAUGAAAUGAGAAAAAUACAUAUGAAUGAUUUAAAUGAAUAUUAUCAAAAGUAUAAAGAAGAGAUCGAUUUAAAAUUAAAGAUAAAUAAAAAGAAAUUAUCAGUUGCAAUGGUUUUUGGAUAUGACGGUACUGGUUAUUAUGGUUUAGGUUAUCAAGUUGAUAUUAAAUAUCCAUCAAUUGAAAAUUUAAUUGAAAAAGUUUUAUUUAGAUGUGGUCAUAUUUUACCAAGUAAUGUUGGUGAAUUAAAAAGAUUGAAAUGGAGUCACUCAAGUAGAACUGAUAAAGGUGUUCAUUCAUUAGCAACUGUAAUAUCCUGUUUCUUAGUUGUUGAUGAUAAUACUUUUAAAAAUGAUAUCAAUCAAACAUUCAUUGAUACUAUAAAUAAUUAUUUACCAUCAUCCAUUAGAUUAUUCAGCGCAUGUAAAGUUUCACGUAGUUUUCAAGCUAGAAAAAAAGGAAUUGAAAGAUCUUAUAAUUAUAUGGUACCAUCAGAAUAUUUAAAUAAUAUUAAAAUUGAUGAAAUGAAUAAAAUUUUACAAAAUUUUAUUGGUAUAAAUAGUUAUCAUAAUUUUACAAGUAAAAGAAAUACUUAUUUAAGUAAUAAUAAUAAUAAAAAUCAUGAAAAAGAUGAAAAAGAUGAAGAAGAUGGAGAUGAAGAAGAAGAAGAGGAUGAUGAAGUUGAAGUUGAAAAUAGUAAUAAUAAUAAUAGUAAUUAUAGAUUAAAUGAAAAAUUAUUAUUUAGAAAUAAUUCAACAAAUAUUAGAAAUAUUAAAUCAUUUUAUGUUGAAAAUGAAAUAAUUGAAAUUAAAGGUAAAGGUUGGUAUAAAUUUGUAAUUAUUGGUGAAUCAUUUAUUUUAUAUCAAAUUAGAAGAAUGGUGGGAUUCUUUUUAUCGAUUGUUAAAGGUUAUUCAACAGUUGAGGCAUUAGAGUUAUCAUUGAAAUCACCAUUUUCAAUUUGUGUACCAACAGCACCACCAUUUCCAUUAUAUUUAUUUAAUGUUAAAUUUGACCCAAAUUCAAAUGUUGAAAAAUUAUUUUCAAAUCCAGAACCAAUCCAAUUUAAACAAUUCAAUUUUUUACAAUCACAAUUAAUACCACGUUUUAAUGAGAUUGAAUUUCAAACUAAUCAAUUUAAAGAAUUUUUCAAUUAUUUAGAAAAUAGUCAUAAUUUUAAUCUAGAUGAUAUUGAUCAAUUAAGAAUUUUAAAUCAACAAUAUCAAACUGAAAAAGAAGAAAGAAAAAAACAAAAUGAGUUAUUAUUAUUAAAAGAAAAACAAGAAACAAUUGUUGAAAUUGGAAACGAGAGAAUAGAAAAAUUAAAAAAAAAAGAAAUAAAAAUUAACUAA